UUAGGUCACUCUUUCAGCCCUUGAAUAAAAACUGCACCCAACUUCCCAGGCGCCCUCAUUGCCCAGCCGGACCCCAGCCCCUGAUAGGUUCCGUCCCGCCCGCUCGCCCCGUGUUCCGCCGGCCCCUGCCCAGCGCCCCCGACCCUCCGGCGCCCCGCGCUCGCUCACUCGGUUCGCUCGCACCAUGGACAAGUUUUGGGGGCGCUUCGCCUGGGGACUGUGCCUCCUGCAGCUGAGCCUGGCGCAGAUCGAUUUGAAUAUAACCUGCCGAUAUGCAGGUGUGUUCCACGUGGAGAAGAACGGUCGUUACAGCAUCUCCAGGACGGAGGCUCCUGACCUCUGCAAGGCUUUCAACAGCAGCCUGCCCACCAUGGACCAGAUGGAGAAAGCCCUGAGCAUUGGGUUUGAGACCUGCAGGUACGGGUUCAUAGAAGGGCAUGUGGUGAUCCCCCGUAUCCACCCCAACUCCAUCUGUGCGGCCAACAACACAGGGGUGUACAUCCUCACAUCCAACACCUCCCAGUAUGACACGUACUGCUUCAAUGCCUCAGCUCCACCCGAAGAAGAUUGUACAUCGGUCACACACUUGCCCAAUGCCUUUGAAGGACCAAUUACCAUAACCAUUGUCAACCGCGAUGGCACCCGCUACAGCCAGACAGGGGAAUACAGAACGAACCCUGAAGACAUCAACCCCAGCACCCCCGCUGACGAUGACGUGAGCAGUGGCUCCUCCAGCGAGAGGAGCACUUCAGGAGGCUACGUCUUCCACACCCUCCUUCCAACUGUGUACCCGACCCAGGACCAAGAUAGUACCGGGGUGUCUGACAACCCAGAGAAUACCCCCAUUACCAUUACCUCAACUGUGCACUCAAACAGCCAAGCAGCAGUUCAGGAGCAAAUGCAUUGGAUGUGGUCCUGGUUUGGUAACUCACAGCCUAAGACUCAGGAUCACACAGCAGCAGCAACAACAGCUUUGAUGAGCACUAGUGGUACAAGUCCCAAAACAGCAACCAAGAGGCGAGAAGCCCAGGAUUGGCUUUCAUGGUGGUUUCAACCAUCAGAGUCCAAGAAUCAUCUUCACACAACAACGAUAAUGGCUGGUACGGAUUCAAGUAUCAUCUCAGCAGGCUGGGAACCAACUGAAGAAAAUGAAGAUGAAAGAGACAAACACCCCAGUUAUUCUGGAUCAGGCAUUGAUGAUGAUGAAGAUUUUAUCUCCAGCACCAUUCCAACCACACCACGGCUUUUUAGCCACCCAAAACAGAACCAGGAUUGGACUUCGCGGAGCCCCGGUGAAUCGAAUCCAGGAGUAUUACUUCAGACUACUACAAGGAUGACUGAUGUGGACCAAAGUGGCACCAGCGCCAAUGGAGAGAACUGGCCCCGAGAACCACACUCUCCUCUCGUUCACCAUGAGCAUCACGAUAAAGAGGAGACCCAGCAUCCUGCAAGCACAACCCCAGCCCAAGACGGCCAUCUAGAUCAAAGAACGACAACGCAGAGUCAAGAGGACAGCUCCUGGACGUAUUUCUUUGACCCCAUCUCACAUCCAAUGGGACGAGGUCAUCAAACAGAAAGAUGGAUGGAUAUGGACUCCAGCCAUAGUACAACACAUCAGCCUUCUGCAGAUCCAAACACACAUUUGGUGGAAGAAUUGGACAGGACAGGACCUCUUUCAGUGACAGCUCAGCAGAGUCAGACUCAGAGCUUCUCUACCUCACAUGGAGGCUUGGAAGAAGAUAAAGACCAGCCAGUGACUUCUGCUCCAACAUCUAGCAGUAAGGAUGAUAGGACUGAUGGCAGAGGCGGAAGAAGAGGUGGACAUCUUCCUGAAGACUCAGCUACUUCAGUGGAAGGCUCUACUUCUCACUCACCAGCCACGGGGGAAUACAGGACCCUCAUCCCAGUGACCCCUGCCAACACGGGGUCCCCUGGAGUUACUGAAGUCAAUAUCGCUGUAGAUCCCAAUUCUAACGUUAUUCAUUUCUUUUCAGAAGACCAGGACUCAUCGGUUCACCACAGUGGAACGUCCCAUACCACUCAUGGAUCAGAAUCAGCUGGACACUCAAGUGGAAGUCAAGAAGGUGGGGCAAACACGACCUCAGGUCCUAUGCGGAAACCUCAAAUUCCAGAAUGGCUCAUCAUCUUGGCCUCCCUCCUGGCCUUGGCUUUGAUUCUUGCCGUUUGCAUCGCUGUCAAUAGUCGAAGAAGGUGUGGGCAGAAGAAGAAGCUGGUGAUUAAUAAUGGCAAUGGAGCGGUGGGGGACAGGAAGCCAAGCGGAAUCAAUGGAGAGGCCAGCAAGUCUCAGGAGAUGGUGCACUUGGUGAACAAGGAGCCCUCCGAGACCCCCGAUCAGUAUAUGACAGCCGACGAGACGCGGAACCUGCAGAACGUGGACAUGAAGAUUGGGGUGUAACACCCAGGCCGUGGUGACCUUGGAGAGAAAUAGCACUUGGAGACAUCACCUUAAGAAGGAGCUGGGACACUUCACAGAUGUGACGUGCUACUGAUUGUUUCAUUUGGGGAUCUUUUUUUAGUAUAAAAUUUUCUACUCCUUUUUGGUUUUUUGCAUUUUGUUUUUUAAAGUCAAGUCCAGUUUAUAAAAACAGCAUUGCUUUCUGAAAUGAGGACCCAAUUGAUAACCUGCAAGAAUUUGACUGUUCCAGUUCCCACCUAGAAGCCUCCACGCCGUAGGGCGUGCUCUGGAUGGCUUCUAACAAAAGCCACAAAUAUGUCAUCCUGAUCCCGGCCAUCCCACCACUCCUCCUCCCAGGCAGUAGCCACCUGCUAUAGACAUCCCCCAGAGCUAAGAGGGGUUGGUCCCUGGGAGGAUAUUUGAAUCAGUCCACAUCCCCGCCCCCCUCCUGCAGCCCGUCCCUGGGCAUUUCUUUCCGGUGGGCUAGGGGUCAGAAUGUACUGGUUACAAAGCCCCUUCUACAGAACCCCUGGAAAUUUUUCAUGUGCUUCUGGGAAAUACCCAAAAGGUGAAGCUAUUUAUCUGUAGGAAGCUAUUUAUCUGUAUUUUUGAAAUAUUAAACCCUGGAGGUCCUUUGAUUAGUAUGAUUUUUUUUUUGUUACUUUGUCAGAGGCAUAAAGGGUUCAAGCUGAUUCAUAAUAAACAUCUGUAUUUCUUCCACCUUAA
Messenger RNA from Lontra canadensis (Northern American river otter), 3142 nucleotides. RefSeq names its product CD44 molecule (Indian blood group) (gene CD44). Gene Ontology annotation, molecular function: hyaluronic acid binding; cytokine receptor activity. The coding region runs from base 185 to 2416 and encodes 743 amino acids. The record is from RefSeq and is a predicted model, not a curated record. Gene Ontology annotation, cellular component: plasma membrane; macrophage migration inhibitory factor receptor complex; basolateral plasma membrane. The transcript is spliced from 18 exons. Gene Ontology annotation, biological process: inflammatory response; positive regulation of ERK1 and ERK2 cascade; cell adhesion. NCBI's taxonomy places the organism in Eukaryota, Metazoa, Chordata, Mammalia, Carnivora, Mustelidae.